This is a messenger RNA of Hyla sarda, 3228 nucleotides long. RefSeq names its product period circadian protein homolog 3-like. Gene Ontology annotation, cellular component: cytoplasm; nucleus. Lineage: Eukaryota; Metazoa; Chordata; Amphibia; Anura; Hylidae. The record is from RefSeq and is a predicted model, not a curated record. Gene Ontology annotation, biological process: circadian regulation of gene expression; entrainment of circadian clock by photoperiod; negative regulation of transcription by RNA polymerase II. Gene Ontology annotation, molecular function: transcription cis-regulatory region binding; transcription corepressor binding.
CCUGUUCACAACAAUGGGUCCAGCGGCUACGGGAGUCUGGGAAGCAACGGUUCUUACGAGCAUUAUAUAAGCAUCGCCUCGUCUAGUGAUUCCAAUGGAAAUUGCGUGGAUGAGACACCCAAAGAACCGAUGACUCUAAAGCAGGUGUGUACAGACAUUAACCGCAUCAAGAACAUGGGACAGCAGGUAUACAUCGAUACAAGAAACAAACCUCAGCCCAAGAGACGGGAGGUGCUAGACAAAGCGGUUCAGAAAGCCAAACCUCAUCAAAACACUUUCUUAAGACCUAAUCAGGAGAAUGUGAUAGUGGACAGACAAGCAGCGUCAUCAUGUGACGCCUCCAGGAAGGGACAGCACAUCCCCUCCUACCAGCAGAUCAAUUGUGUGGACAGUAUUAUUAGGUAUUUGGAGAGCUACAACAUCCCAGCUUUAAAGAGGAAGUGUGAGUCCUCCACCAAUACCACCUCCUCCUCCGAAGACGACAAACAGGGUGUCCCUGGACAGAACGACUUGGAGACAUUGGAAGAUGUUCCAGAACCAAUCUCCACGAGUCAAUUGUCAGCAGAAUCGAUGGUCGCUACCGAUGUUCAGACAACAGCCGCUGUGGUGGGAGCUCCAUUGACCGACCUUACCCUGUCCAUCAAGGCAAUGAGUGUGGUUUCAGUCACCAGCCAGUGUAGCUACAGCAGUACCAUUGUGCAUGUUCCUCAGCCCGAAUCAGAGGUGACAGCCAUAGAAGAUGCAACGGGUGGUAGUGAACAGAUAGAUAUGAGAUCUUCUCAAGCCGCAGGGUCCAGUGUAGCCCCGGAGGAGUUUAAACAGGUUGGAUUAACCAAGGAGGUCCUGUCUGCCCAUACACAGAAGGAGGAGCAGAACUAUGUGGAUCGGUUCCGGCAGAGGAUCCUGCAGUCUCCGUACAGUAGCUAUCUACAGCAGGACAGUCAAAGCAAAGCCUGCUCCCAUGAACAAGGAAUACAAGGAGAACAUUCAUCUCGGCAAACUACUCCAGCGGCUUUGAAAAAAGGUAAAAAACAGGGCAAGCACAAAAGGCAGAAACCAAUGGAAUCAUCAGACAGUAAUGGAUCACACCCCAACCUACCACCACGACCAAGAAGACCAGGGCCUUCACCACCAUCUUGGCCACCGUCUGAAGUCUCUCACCCAAGUCCAUCAAACAUGGCUUUCCCAGCUCCGAUGAUGAUCCCAAUUCAGCCAACGUAUACCGUGCCUGGGUUCCAGCUCCCACACAUGGGCACCACAGUAGCCGGAGACUGUACCACUUCAUCAGUGGCUCCUGAAUCAAUACCACAAUCAAACUUUUCUUACAACAUGCAGCCAUUCCCAGCAUUCCCAUCCCCAUACAUGGGUCCAGUUGUAGCUCUGUUUCUUCCCAAUUAUAAUAUGUACCCACCUAUCAACCAACAGAUACCUCAGCCUUUCUUCCCCACUCAGUACCCUUGUCCACCACCACCACCUUCUUAUCCAUACACUGGAAUGCCAGCUGCUCCCCAGACUGUGCCAUCGCAAAUUCCCACAGACUUUGUGGACCCGACAUCCCGAGCGUCCUCUCCCAUGUCGGCAGAGGAGCAGCAGGACAUUCAGAGUGAUGAUCCACGACUUUUCAGUAACUCUAGAAGCAGUUCCCCAUUGCAACUGGUCCUCCUCCAAGAGGAAAUGCCGAAACCAGCAGAGCCUCCCGAAGGAACCACUGCCGAAACCAAAGCAGACAUUAAAUGUGCGGACACAGCAGAGGACAGCGGGAACAAUGACAGCCAUUCAGCAUCUAGUGAACUCUUUGACCUCUUACUACAGGAGGACUCCCAGUCUGGCACUGGAUCAGCCGCUUCAGGAAGCGGAUCUGCUAACUCCAGCUCCUUAGGGUCUGGGUCUAACGGUUCUACCUCAAACGGGACCUCAGGAAGUGGCAUAGGUAUGAAGUGACUGGAAGUUUGCCGGUCACCUAAAUAAAUAGUGUGUUAUUGUAAGUAUCCAUUAUCCUAGUCUGAUAGUGCUCAAACAAUGGACUGAACAGCACAAUAUGUCUUGUUUCGCUUUGAACUGUAUACCAGACUGUUUGGUAUCGGUGCAGAACUGAAUAAAACAUGUACGUUGUAGGUGGUGUCAGGGCUGGACAGAUCACCUUAGUUACAAUGACCAUAUAGCCAUGGGUAAGUAAACUGGGACUGCUUUAAAUCAAGGCUUUUAAUUGUGUUUAUCCACAAUAGUUAAUCAGUUAAUAAUCUAUAAUCAAAUCAUUUCUCAUUUCACUCUUAAAGGUUUAUAAUUUUAUUUUAUUUUUAGUAAUUUUUUUUUAUUUUUUUUUUAUAAAUAUUUCAGUUUUAACCAUUGUUUGGUAUUUAACUAAAGACAAUGUCUUUGAUGUGUUUUACAGGUAACUUAUGUGUGCUUUCCUCCACUUUCUCUUGCCCAGAGUGACCCUGAAAUUUAUGUAUCUUUUGUUUGGUUUGUAUUCACUUAUAAGGGAUAUAACAUCCAGACAUAUCACUAGGGAAAGUACAAUGCGGGUUAAGAGGUUAACGGCGCUGAGGUCGGGUCGUUCCGCAAGAGGUCACUCUGUACGAUGUAGCUGGUGUUUGCAUUGUUAAGAGUCUCUUAGGAUAUAUAACUAAGCAGCUGUGCGUCACUUUUACCUGGUGACAACCUACAAAAGAGUAAAAAAUAAAUAAAAAAUUCCAAUGACAUUGUCAAGAGUAGGUUCACUUUUGAUCAUCAGUCUGUAUAAUGUUGAGAUACUCUGGCAAAUGAUCUUGUUCUACUCUCUCCUUGCAUCAUGUUGCAUGCACAUCCAAAGCUGCCUUCAGAAAUAUGAUGUUAGGCUGAACAUCUUACUGCUUUUGGUUUGCAACAGAGAAUGGUCUGCUGCGUUGCGUUUUUGGACAUGUGGUUUUCGGAGGUACUGUUCUGUAAUAUGAAUACUACAUAGAGUCCAAGCUACAAUCUCCCUGAAUGCAGUGUAGCAGAGUAAAGCUUUAAUGUAUAUUCACACAUGCUGUAUACGCUGCAGAUUUUAUGCUGUGUAAAUCAAUAUAAAUAAAUAGUCAAACCCAGCAAUAAAUCUGCAGCAUGUACAGUAGGUGUUAACAUACUUUUUAAAGAAUACCAGUCACCAAAUAUACUUUUCUAAACUAACUCAGGCUAUGUUCCCUAACUACUCCUAACACCCCUCUCACCCUAAAAAAAUAUCUUUAAAAAGCUCUGUAUCUUACC